Oxyura jamaicensis (ruddy duck) is the source of this 960-nucleotide messenger RNA. RefSeq names its product ARF GTPase-activating protein GIT1-like. The annotation marks the transcript as partial. The record is from RefSeq and is a predicted model, not a curated record. Gene Ontology annotation, molecular function: GTPase activator activity; protein binding. Lineage: Eukaryota; Metazoa; Chordata; Aves; Anseriformes; Anatidae. The transcript is spliced from 10 exons. Gene Ontology annotation, biological process: regulation of ARF protein signal transduction; brain development.
GUGCCCCUCGCAGACCCCGGCUGGGCUUCCAUCAACCGCGGCGUCCUCAUCUGCGACGAGUGCUGCAGCGUGCACCGCAGCCUGGGCCGCCACAUCUCCAUCGUCAAGCACCUGCGCCACAGCCCCUGGCCCGCCACCCUGCUCCAGAUGGUGCACACCUUGGCCAGCAACGGGGCCAACUCCAUCUGGGAGCACUCGCUGCUGGACCCGGCCCAGGUGCAGAGCGGGCGCCGCAAGGCCAACCCGCAGGACAAAGUGCACCCCACCAAGUCCGAGUUCAUCCGCGCCAAGUACCAGAUGCUGGCCUUCGUCCACAAGCUGCCCUGCCGGGACGACGACGGCGUCACCGCCAAGGACCUCAGCAAGCAAUUGCACUCCAGCGUGCGGACGGGCAACCUGGAGACCUGCCUGCGCCUGCUGUCGCUGGGGGCUCAGGCCAACUUCUUCCACCCGGAGAAGGGCACCACGCCGCUGCACGUGGCGGCCAAGGCCGGGCAGAUCCUGCAGGCGGAGCUGCUGGUGGUCUACGGCGCCGACCCCGGGGCGCCCGACGUGAACGGCCGGACCCCCAUCGACUACGCCAGGCAGGCGGCCCAGCACGAGCUGGCGGAGCGGCUGGUGGAGUGCCAGUACGAGCUGACCGACCGGCUGGCCUUCUACCUCUGCGGCAGGAAGCCGGACCACAAGAACGGGCACUACAUCAUCCCGCAGAUGGCAGACAGGGUGCGCCCAAAGUGCAUGGCACAGAGCCUGGACCUCUCCGAGCUGGCCAAGGCGGCGAAGAAGAAGCUGCAGGCGCUCAGCAACCGCCUCUUCGAGGAGCUGGCCAUGGACGUGUACGACGAGGUGGAUCGCCGGGAGAACGACGCGGGUGAGCGGGGCCGCGGGGAGCAGCCGGGGGGUGGCCGCAGGGUGUCCCCCCCCCCGCUCGGUGCUGGCGGGCGUCCCGGCUCGGGGAGG